Messenger RNA from Tarenaya hassleriana, 1826 nucleotides. RefSeq lists its product as uncharacterized. Gene Ontology annotation, biological process: shoot system development; root development. NCBI's taxonomy places the organism in Eukaryota, Viridiplantae, Streptophyta, Magnoliopsida, Brassicales, Cleomaceae. The transcript has a single exon. Bases 933 to 1766 code for a protein of 277 amino acids. The record is from RefSeq and is a predicted model, not a curated record.
UUCUUCCGAUCUCUUUGGAUGGAAUUGUUUUGGUCACAGAUUCAUCUUUUCGACGUAUUUGGAAAUAGCAAAAGAGAUCUUUUUUUUUAUCAGACAUAUAAAGAUGAAACAAGAAUCAGACAGGAACGAACUGCGUAUAGAAGGAACACAGGAUGAUGGUUAUGUAGGAAGAAGACAAUGUUCAGCUGUUUCACAUGUAAUUUGGGAGCCGCGAAUAUAUUGUAGGAGUUACGCUGUAUCAUCUUUUCCAAGGAGACAGGCCAAGCUGGAAUCUGCCAUUAACACGAGACAGAGGAGCUGCAGAUGCACUCGUGCGGUUUCGUUAGUUUAAGAGAGAGAAUUCAGGAUCAUGUUGUGUUUUGGUGCAAUCACAUUUGUACAGAUCUGAGAUCCAAUCAAUUUUUUUUUUCUUUAUCAUUCCAUGGAUCAUAAAUGCCAGAAAACCUCUAAAAAAUUAUGCGGUAGACACACGGGCGGGGCUGACAACUUUUGCAGUUUCCUUCAUUCUUCCAAGGUGGGUUCAGACAAGAUCCGAGGAAAAAUGAAAUAUUGAAGUUAAAGCUGUUGCAGAUGUGGCGUCAUCUUCUUCAAGGGGGGACAAAGCCAAGCUGGAAUCUGGAUUUGCAGUAAAAUAUGCAGAGGAAGGUGGAGAACACUCGUGUGGAUUGCUUUUCUUUAUAAAGUUCGCAACUUUUUAUAUGGCGAUGAAAUCAGAAUCUCAUCUCUGUUGAGGGAGACACUGCGAAAACAUCGCUGAUCACGAUUCCAUUUGUUUCCACGUUUGAUGGGCAUAUCUAUCUACAUCUAUAUAUAUAUGUGUGUGUAUUGACCCGAAAGGUGAUGAAAGCAAGAAGAACAUCUCUCUCUCUCUCUCUCCCUCUGAGAAAACCUUUUCUUGAUUUCGAACUCGAAGAAAAGAGAGAGAAACAAAAAUGGAGGCCGGUUUCCAUGUUCGAUCUAACAGCUUUCCCUCGAGGCCACACCCUCAAGCUGCAUAUGUCGACGAGCAGUUAUGCAGGUUGAGAUCAUCUUCAUCAGAAUCUGCUUCGACGUCUUCUUCUUCCAUCGGCCAUAGACUUGACGACCUUCGAGAUUUGCACGAAUCUCUCGACCAGCUCCUCCGUCUGCCCGUCACCCAACAAGCUCUGUCUCGGGAACAGAACAAGAAUUUCAUCGAGCAGCUUCUUGACGGAUCUCUCAGGAUCUUGGAUCUCUGCAACAUGGCCAAGGAUUCUCUGUCUCAGACUAAAGAAUGCCUCAUGGAGAUCGAAUCCAUCCUCCGGAGAAAACGUGGAGAUCUCACGGGCGAGGUGAAGAAAUACUUGGCCUCGAGAAGAUCCAUCAAGAAAUCACUCCAGAAAGCGGUCAAGAGCUUGAAAGCAUACCGAAACCAAUACAGCAGCGUCGACGGAUCUCUGUCUGCGUUCGGAGAAGCAGAAGCUCUGACGGUUUCUCUGUUCCAUUCCCUGUUUUCCCUCGUGUCUGAAUCGUCGUCGACGCCUCCUUCUUCGGGAAAAUGGACGCUGGUCUCGAAGCUGAUGAACCAGAAACGAGUUGCGUGCGAGGGUCGGGCCGAAAACGAGUUUGCGAAGAUCGAUUCAGCGUUUCAGACGUUCAUCAUGGAGAAGAAGUCCGAGAAGUGGAUGAAAAUGGAGGACGUGCAGAGUUUGGAGCGCAGCGCUCAGGAUCUUGAGGAAGGAAUUGAGUCUCUUUUCAAAUCUUUGAUGAAAUACAGAUUCUCUCUUCUUAACAUCUUAGGCCACUGAUUGUCUAAAUGAAAAGGAUCAUUACUUGUAAAUCCUUCUAAAUCCUUUUUCUCAAAUCAA